AUGUUUAGUACAGAAGAAUUCAUUCGACAGUAUUAGAAGCUUGCUAAUCCAGACAAAACAAUUAGUCAUUAAGCAAAUUAAUACAUUCUUAAGUUAUAAUAAAGCAAGGAGGCCUUGACCAUUGCAAAAUAAUUAUUAGACUUACCAAAUAUUUAAUCGGAAUAUUAGUUCAUAGCUUGUUAGAUGAUAUAUAGAAGAUUGAAAGAAGAGUGCAAUAUUUCAAUUUAAUAAUAUCUUCUAGAAUUAUUGGCUAGACCUUUACCAAAUGUUGCCAUGAAUUAGGUAUGUUCUUCUUUAGCCGUGAUCAUAGUUGGAAAUAGAUCUUUAUGGGGAGGGUAAUAUUAAAAAUAAUGAUAGAAUAUUGUAAGAAUUGAUUUAGUUAAUGAAAUCGAGGAUGGCAAUAGGAAUAGAAAUUUUGACAUAAAUUGCAAUUUAAGGAAAAGAAUGGUAUAAAAAAAGUGAAUAAUUAAGAUUGCAAUAAGAAUUUAUUUCUUAAGAAAAUACUUUAUCAGAAAUAUUUCUUAGUUUACUUUAGGUUUAAGACUUGAAUAUAUUUAAUUAAACAGUGAAAUGUAUUGAAUGUUGGAUAUAAUUCUCAUUUAAUCUAUUCAAAGACUAAAAAUUAACUAGAGAAAUAUUAAACUUAGUAUAUUAAACAGUAAUAAAUAAUGCCCGAAAAUAUAGUGAUAAAUUGUUUGCAUUGUUAAAUGAAAGUGUUAUUUACUCAUAAUACAAUAGACAAUAAAAUAUAAAUUAGAUUGAUUCUGCAGUGUUAUAGAAUUUAAAUUUUAUUCUUGAAUUUAUCAUAUCAAUAUACAAUCCUCUGUCUUCAAAGGGAUAUGUUUCAUUUAUCACUAAAUUUUUAUGUGAUUUUCAUGUACUUGUGUUGAAUUCGAAAUAUGAAAAGGAUGUUUUUAAUUUGAUGAGUAACAUUAUACAGCAUCCAUCAAGGAAGAUAGCAUUUUAAACAUUCGAAUUUUGGAAUCAGAUGAGAGAAUAUAAUAACUUAUAAGGGGUUGGUUUGAAUAUAUUAUAAACGAUGAUUGACAAAUGUAAAAUGAAAACAAUAAAAUUAACAAAAGAAUUUGUAUAAGGAGAUCCUGAAGAAGAGGAGGAGAAUGAUUAUAAUCUUAAAUAUUGUAAUGAAGGGGAAGAACAUUUUAUUUCAACAUCUGAUUUUAGAGAGCAUUCCAAAGAUAUUUUUUAUAGUAUCUAUAAGAGUGCCGAAAUUAAUAUGCAAUCAGAUUAAUAUUUGUAUAUUGUAUUGAAAAAUUUGAUCAUAUCUGAUUCUUCUUAACACGAUUAGAUACUUUAAAGUGAAUCUGCAUUAUUUUCAUUGUAUUCAAUCAUAGAGCAGACUGAUAUUUCAGUCGAUAACCAAAUUAUACUGCAAAUAAUUUAAGUGAUUUUGACAUUACCUGCUCAUUCUAACUUUGACAUCAUUGUUAAAACAUCAUUAUAACUAUUUAGCGAAUUUCCUAAUCAAUUACAAUUGCAUAAUGAUGUUUUGAUUUAAAUAACUCAAUACUUUUUUAAAUACAUGCUUCAUCCAUUGUUAGGACCUUUGGCAGGAGUGUACUAAUAUAAAAAAUAAUUUUAGAGCAUUCGAAUAGAUUUGCAACUUAAGUAGUUUGAAUAAUGUUGAACUAAUAUCUGAAAGUGUCAAAUUCUUAGAGUUGCAUUUCAGUGAGUUCAUCAAUCAAUCCCAAGUAAGCAACUAUAUUGAGGGGAUAUUAAAGUUGUGUUUCAGGUUAUUUGAAGAAGGUAAGCCGGAUUGUUUAAUUUAGGUAAUGAAUUAUGAGAUAUUAGUUAUUCAAUUUUGCGAAUCAUCAGUUUCAAUAAGUAUGCAAUCCUCAAGUGACUGAGAAGUAGUUUCAUUACAAUAAUUCUUUGGUUAUCUCAAUGUUUUAAUGGGUGAAUUUGAAUGCUAGAGAGAAUGAUUAGAUUAAGUAACUGUUGGAACUGUUAUGUCAAUCAAUUUUUGAACCCUUGUUAAUGUUUUUGUAAGGGCAACAUACUUUUUCCUUUUAUGAUGAUAUUUUAAAAUUAAUUCAAAUUAUACUCAAAGUGUCAAACUUUUAAAACUAAUAAUAGGUAAUUCAUCUCUUGUAAAUAUCAUACUAAAUAUUUCAUUCUGAUCCAAUUCAAAAGCAUCAUUGGUUAUAAUUAAUUACCUAAGUAAUCAGUAGAUCUACAGAUCACUAAUUUAUUGUUUAGUGGGCAAUGGUUAAUGAUUAUUAAAUUCAUUUGUUUUGCAUAGAAUCCUUUAAUCGUUGGAAGGACCCCGAUCUAAUGAAAGUUUAUGUUGAAUACAUCAUAGAAUGCAUAAGAUGUUGUCCAUAGGUUCUAUUUGACUCCCCUUACUUGUAAAAAAUUAUUGAUGUAAUUUGCGAUGCCUUUCUAAAUUUAUGCUCUUUUGAAAUGCAAAGAGAGAUCCUACACUUUUUUAAGUAUUAUAUCUUAUAAAUUAAAUUAGAUUUCUAUUUUAGUCUUUAGAGAAUAGUAAAGAGUAUUUCAAUCCAUUGGUGGUGAAGGUUGUCUCUGCCAUAUUUAUGUCAAUUAGCGAUAUAAAUCCUGCAAUAGUAUUUUAAAUAAUAUAGAUUUUACUGAUAAUAUUGAAAAAAUAGGUUAAUUCAAAUGAAUUGGAAGAAUUAAUUUUUUAAACAUUACAAAAAAGUUGGGGAAAAGAUAAGCCAUCAUAAAAUGUUAAAUUAGUCAGUUAAGCAAUAAUUUCAUAUAUAUUGAUAUCUGAAUAAGGAGAAAUAAAUAGGGAUUUGAAAAUACUACUUGAGAACUUGCGACCUAUCAGUGAAGAAGAAAUCAAUUAUAUUCAAUUAGAAAUAGUAAUUAAACGAAAGUGA
Molecule: messenger RNA, 2861 nt
Organism: Paramecium octaurelia
Lineage: Eukaryota; Ciliophora; Oligohymenophorea; Peniculida; Parameciidae
Source: the annotation of a GenBank genome assembly